AUGUUGCCAGACGAAGGAAUCCCAGAGCCUUUCAAUGGCUCUCUCUUCGAGGAAGAAGCCUUUUUGUCUCCCGGCACAUUCUCAAGUUCGGACGAGUAUGCCGCCAACCCGCGGUUCCUCGAACUCCAAGAAGAACUGCGCUGCGUGCUCUUCACUGCCGUCGCCAGUCUCGACCCCAGUACAUAUGCCUCUCCAGCACCGUUGGAGCCAACCGAAGGCCCCGCGCCCCGAGCCGCCCGCCAGAGCCUGGAUUUCACGCGGGUUUCAAUCCCCAAAGUGCGACUGAUCUACUACCUGAAGAACUGGAUCACAGAAUGCGCGCCCUAUCUCGACAAGUUUGACGAGGCACGACAUUUCGGGGUCCAUAUUCCGAUCCUCGCACAGCGCUCGCCCGCGCUGUUCUACGCGAUUUUGGCGUUUUCGGCGCGGCAGACCGAACGCAAGGCCUGCCUCGACAAGGCCUAUGACAGCCUCGAGCUCUACCAAGAAUCGAUCCGGCUCCUCGCGUCAUGUCUACAAGCCAGGGACCCGAAUGUGUUGCCCGCGGGACUGGCGGCGCCACGUCGAGGGUGCGCGGCGCUGUUCGACUCGUUCAAUGUCAACGGACUGUCAGGCGGCCAUUUGCAGGCAGUGUUCUGGUGCUACGCGCGCAUGGAGCUCUGCGGCGCCAUCAUCUCCAACGGCGCCGAGAGCACCGUGCUCCCGCUCGAGAAAUGGGUGCCGGCCAUGCCGCAGACGGCAGGCUCCAAGGACACCGAAGAGGAUCUGAUCCGCGACUUGUUCUGUCAGAAGGGCUGGGCUGCCCCGGACAUGCACGCCAACUGGGCUGUGUACCUGUGCGCGAAGACGUGCGAUCUUGCCUGCCGUCGAACGCGCCACGUGGAGCUGGGUGAGGUCGGCGAUGAUACUCGUCCGUUCCUCGUCCAGUGGACUCGGCUAUGGGAUGAGCUUCAGUACUGGCUCGAGCAGCGCUCGCCGACCAUGCUGCCCAUCAAGACCACGGGUGUCGGAGGGGGGCAAAUAUUUCCGGAAAUCUUGUUCGCGCAUUGGGCUGCGAUCUCGGGGAAUCAGUUGUAUCAUGCGGCAUGCAUGAUGAUGUUGGACAUGAAGCCCGCCAGUAUCACCUUGCCUUCUUCCAAGCCGCAUCACUCGGCUAUAUGGCAUGCGCGGAGAGUGUGUGGGAUUUCGUUGACGAACCCCCACAGUGGGAACUUGAUUAAUGCUAUCCAGCCUCUCUAUAUUGCGGGAAAACUGCUCAGUCACCACAGUGAGCACAUCCAGGUUGCCAAGCUUUUCAAGACUAUCGAAAAGACUACCGGAUGGGGUGCACUGUGGCGGCUCAAAGACCUCGAACGAGCCUGGGGCUAUGAGCCGGGCGAGAUAUUAUCAGUCAUCUGA
Molecule: messenger RNA, 1398 nt
Organism: Penicillium alfredii
Lineage: Eukaryota; Fungi; Ascomycota; Eurotiomycetes; Eurotiales; Aspergillaceae
Product: putative C6 transcription factor
Exons: 2
Coding region: 1-1398 (465 amino acids)
Biological process (GO): positive regulation of transcription by RNA polymerase II
Cellular component (GO): nucleus
Molecular function (GO): DNA-binding transcription factor activity; transcription cis-regulatory region binding
Source: RefSeq, a predicted model, not a curated record